GUCGACCAGCACAUGCAAAGCUUUGACGUGGGCUUGACCAGGCUCUUGUAGCGCAUGUCAGCAUUGAGCAAAGAAUUCAGGGCUUCUACCUAGGUACGUAAUGUUUGUCGCACAGGUGCGCUCGUAGUGUUAGAGCAGACGCCAUUGUUUCUUUUUCCUUAGUACGGCUGUCGUCCUAGUUUGGAAGUUUGCUUUCCCCCUUGAGCUCUGCAUGCGACGCCGUUGAUUGUUGGCAGAAGCCUGUGCACACAAGGAGUCCAGCCACAUAAUAAGACAGGUUAAGUGGGCGGUGCAUUUUGUAUCUCGUCCGUUCAAUAGGAGCGCAACGAAUCAAAAAAGCUCAGUGGGCAGUCGCGAUGUUUUACUCGCAUGACAUCCUCGCCCGUAAGGGGCCCCUGGGCACAAUAUGGAUCGCCGCCCACUUGGACCGCAAAUUGCGGAAGAACCAAGUCCUCGAGACCGAUAUUACGGUCUCCGUGGAGGCCAUCCUGAGCGCAGACCUCCAAAAAGUUCUCGCGCUCAGACUGUCCGGUCAUCUGCUGCUGGGGAUCACUAGGAUCUUCAACCGCAAGGUGAAUUACCUGUAUGAGAACUGCGAGACUGCCCUGGAUAAGCUGAAGCAGGCAUAUAAGAAGGGGAACGUCGACCUGCCAAAGGAGCAGGCGGUUGCGAGGUAUGAGGACGUCACGCUGCCUGACCAGUACGUGCUGCCAGACCUGGAGGCGUUCAGCGAAAUCUACGCGACGCCGCUGCUCUCCAGAAAGAACCAGAACAAGAAUGUGUCCAGACCGGAGGACAUUACAAUUGUGGACAAGCCUUUGGAUAACCCGUUUACCGAUUUCAAUGACGAGGAGCUGCCACCUGUCGACGAUCUUGACUUCGCUGGGCCGUUUGACGCCACCCCCAGGUCUGUUGAGGUCAACCGGUCCGUGGCGACCCCCGCAGAAGACCCAUUCGCAGAGCGCUUCGAGGAUGACGCGGGGUUCUUUGAACCCAUGGACAUGGAUCCAGAGAAGAUGCGGAGCGCUCCGACAGGAGAAGGGGCUCAAGAGGAUCAAGAUCUUUUCCCGGCUCUCGACACCCCCCUCGCCCCCACCCCCAUGGACAAGGACGACGACACCGUACCGCUCAGCGCGGACGCCGAGGCCCCCCUACCCGAUUUCGACACGCAGCCAAAGCCGGCCCAGGGCCGCGACUCUCUAGACCUCCUUCUGAACGGGGACGCAAUGCUCCCCACCCCAAUUGGGGAAGAUUUGGCGACCCCCGCGGCGGGGGGGGACGUCACGCAGACAAAACGUACCCCCAAGAGGAGGAAGGUGGAUAGAGUAGUGUUCGACCAGGAGACGGUUAUUCCGGGAGCGGAGAUGGAUAGGAGGAUCAAGAACCCGGGAGAUUUGGUGCGGCCGAGGAAGCGGGCGCCGCACACGGGACGCCAAAUCCGGCUGCAGGCCAGCACGCAGGCCGGUCUGGAGGCGCUUAUGCGGAUGCCAGCUGUCAGUGGGCUGGGUCUGGAGCUGCAGGCCGUGGUCCGCGGGAUGCUGGUUAAGGGCAAACCCGAUUUCCUGCCGCUAACCAAUGAGGCGGAGGAGCGGCGCGCAGCAGAUGAUAAGGCGAAAGCUGAGGAGGCAGCGAGGAAGGAACAAGCGAGGGACGAAGAGGAAGCAAAGGGGGCGGAAGAGAACAAGGGCGAGGAGGAGAAAGAUGCGGAGGCUCCGGCAGAAACUGAUCAGGCCCCCCCCGAGCCGUCCCCCAAGGAGAACGGAAUUCCGGCCACGCUCCACGACGACUUCCCCAUGACCGACGACUACGUCCCUACGGACGAUCACUACGACCACACGAUGCCCGACGGAAACUGGGACGACACCGCGCCGUACCUACCCGGGGAGAAUGUCAACAAGGAAAAGCAGGCUGCGGGUUAUCCCGGUUUGGAGGAUUUGCUCACCGGUAAAACGACCGAGGAAGCGAGCGAGGUGGCAGAGGGGGAUACUCCGUCAGAAGAUGUUGCCGCUGCCGGGGGGGUCAAGGGCUGGUCGGUCCGCACUAGGGGGGUCGCCAAUAGGCUGCAGCAAGUGUUCCGGGAAGGGGGGGAGAAGAAGAGCGUUCCGCUGGAGGGGCUGUUGGAGGGGUACGGGAGGAAGACGGCGGCCAAGAUGUUCUUUGAAGUGCUGGUUUUGAAGACGAGCAACUACAUUGAUGUGAAGCAGGAGGAGCCGUAUGGGAACGUGGAUUUGAAGCCGACGCCGCAUCUUAUGGCGGCGGCGUUUUGAUAAGGGGGGGGGCGCAUUUGGCAAGGUGGAAAUGUGCAACGGGCUGGUUUUAAGUUUCAGCUGAUUAAGGGAGCUGCCGGGUUUAUAAUGUUGUAUAUUAAGGGUAAGUGGAACAAUUGUGGUGAAGGGUCCAGAUUAGCAGCCCAUAUUAGGGAAACUUGGAAGCAACAUGCUUCGAACAGAGAGGCCGAGGAAGCAACAGCGAAAGACAACUUUGAAGACUGUCGUUGAAUGGAUUUGACCUCCAAUACAUAUUGUUUAAAACCUGGAGGCAUGCUGUCACUAUCGUGCAGUUGCAUGUUGCAUGCAUCACAUAAGCCAGG
Klebsormidium nitens is the source of this 2590-nucleotide messenger RNA. The record is from the annotation of a GenBank genome assembly. Lineage: Eukaryota; Viridiplantae; Streptophyta; Klebsormidiophyceae; Klebsormidiales; Klebsormidiaceae.